Messenger RNA from Saimiri boliviensis boliviensis (Bolivian squirrel monkey), 1785 nucleotides. RefSeq names its product solute carrier family 25 member 47 (gene SLC25A47). Gene Ontology annotation, biological process: transmembrane transport. NCBI's taxonomy places the organism in Eukaryota, Metazoa, Chordata, Mammalia, Primates, Cebidae. Gene Ontology annotation, cellular component: mitochondrion. The record is from RefSeq and is a predicted model, not a curated record. Gene Ontology annotation, molecular function: transmembrane transporter activity.
GCACCUAGGGUCUGGCCAGAGCUAUUCGGUGCCCUCCAAGGCCAGCCGGGUAUUUAAGAUCUGAGAGGGGCCAGCUGGGAGCUGUUGAGGCCACCCCAGUGGCACCAGAGCCCUCUCAGACAGGCAGACCCAGGGCCUCCCCACCACACUUUGUUCAUGGAUUUUGUCGCUGGAGCCAUUGGAGGAGUCUGCGGUGUUGCUGUGGGCUACCCCCUGGACACAGUGAAGGUCAGGAUCCAGACGGAGCCACAGUACAGAGGCAUCUGGCACUGUAUCCGGGACACUUAUCACCGAGAGCGAGUGUGGGGCUUCUACCGCGGCCUCUCGCUGCCCGUAUGCACAGUUUCUCUGGUCUCCUCUGUGUCUUUUGGCACCUACUGCCACUGCCUGGCACACAUCUGCCGGCUCCGGUACGGCAGCCCCGACGCCAAGCCCACCAAGGCUGACAUCACGCUCUCGGGAUGUGCCUCUGGCCUCGUCCGGGUGUUCCUGACAUCACCCACUGAGGUGGCCAAAGUCCGCCUGCAGACGCAGACACAGACACAGCAGCGGCGGCUCUCGGCCUCGGGGCCCUCAGCUGUGCCCGCUGCCUGCCCAGAGCCCAAAUACCGCGGACCGCUGCACUGCCUGGCCACGGUGGCCCGUGAGGAGGGGCUGCGUGGCCUCUACAAGGGCAGCUCGGCCCUGCUUUUGCGGGACGGCCACUCCUUUGCCACCUACUUCCUCUCCUACGCUGUCCUCUGCGAGUGUCUCAGCCCCGCUGGCCACAGCCACCCAGAUGUCUUGGGUGUGCUGGUGGCCGGGGGCUGUGCGGGGGUCCUGGCCUGGGCUGUGGCCACCCCCAUGGAUGUGAUCAAGUCGAGACUGCAGGCCGACGGGCAGGGCCAGCGGCGCUACCGGGGCCUCCUGCACUGCAUGGUGACCAGUGUGCGUGAGGAGGGGCCCCGGGUCCUCUUCAAGGGGCUGCUGAUCAACUGUGCCCGCGCCUUCCCCGUCAACAUGGUGGUCUUUGUCGCCUAUGAAGCGGUGCUGAGGCUCACCCGGGGUCUGCUUACAUAGCUGAUCCCCACGCCCAGAGGCCCACCCGCUGGCAGCUGCCAGAGGUCAUAGUGGCUGGAAGAGGCAAGAGGGCGCAUGGCUGGGGUCAGUACCCCACAAGGCCAUUCCCCAGGACAACAGGGAGCCUCCCUGCAGCGCGUUGGCCGAGGCCUGAGCUUGGCCUGCCCAGCUACUGACCUCAGGAUGAGGGGCCCCCCGGCCAUCAGCCCAGGGUUGGCCUGCGGUGGCAGGAGCCAGGGAGGAGUGGGCCCCUUUGAUGAAGGCAUGUGUCUCAUGGAGUCAGUUGUUCAUUCCAGCUUCCCCAUUGCCCCCAUCUCCCACAUCUUUGGAGCACCCCUCCAGGGAGUCAAGUGUGCGCUUAGUCACUCUCUGCCCUGUUCCCGGACCCUCACCCCCACUGUUGUUCCUGUGUCUUCAUGAACCAUCCCUUGCAGGCAGGGGUUCCCCACAGGCUGGGGGCCUCAGGGUGGGGAGCAGGAGCUGGGCUGGCACCACGACUGAGGGCUCCAGGCCCAGCUCGUUCCCCGCAGCAGGCUACUCCAGGAGGGCACUGCUGGGGCUGCCAUGCCCACCUGGCAGGUGCCUGGGGUGGCCAUCCUCGCCUGGUUAGGGAAUUUGGGGUGAGGUUCCUCAGGAGCCCUCACUCUGCCUGCGGAUGCUGCACCUGCCACUUAAAGACCCCAAAGACUGUUGGGAACUGUUGUCAAUAAAAUGUUUCUGAGGAUG